UACCACAUGUCUAAACAACACAAAAAUAUCAAUUUGAGUCAUUCUUAACCGUAUACUAAAAGUAUAACAUACAAAUUAUUCAACCUCUUUCAACAUUUUCAGGUAACGUUGCUUUAACAGCACUUCAUGGUUCAAAAUUUAAGUUUUGAUCCCUCCACUUUGGAGAGGAAGGGGUAAAAAACUCCACUGUCUGUACCAUUGUAAAAUUUUCAUCAAAAUAUAUCUUCAUUCCUAAGGAUCUUCUGACAGACUGUACAUCCACUUAAUAACAAUGUGUUUAUUUCAGUGCAGAUGCAGGUGAUUCCAAUGCUGCUGGAUACACUGAGUGUUGGAGGAAUGGUGGGGAAGGCAGGUUAUUGGCCAAGUGACAUCUGUGUGUCUGCUCCCACAGGCAGCGGCAAAACUCUGGCUUUUGUCCUCCCAAUUAUCCAGGCUCUGAAGGGGCGUGUGCACAGACAGGUGUGUGCACUGGCAGUUCUACCGGUGAAAGACCUUGCUGUACAGGUGUUCAAAGUGUUCCAGACCUAUAGUAAAGGGUCAGACCUCAAGGUAGGCAAUGCUGUUGCUGUCGGCUACACCAAUACUAGACAAUUUUAAUCUGGGAUGUCAAAAAAAGAAGUGAUGCUUGUGAUACCAAGUCAUAAAAACUUGUCU
This is a messenger RNA of Mizuhopecten yessoensis (Yesso scallop), 654 nucleotides long. Its product is annotated as ATP-dependent RNA helicase DDX51-like. The record is from RefSeq and is a predicted model, not a curated record. Lineage: Eukaryota; Metazoa; Mollusca; Bivalvia; Pectinida; Pectinidae. The transcript is spliced from 2 exons. Gene Ontology annotation, molecular function: nucleic acid binding; ATP binding. The coding region runs from base 292 to 597 and encodes 101 amino acids. Gene Ontology annotation, cellular component: nucleus.